This is a messenger RNA of Pleurotus ostreatus (oyster mushroom), 969 nucleotides long. RefSeq lists its product as uncharacterized. The coding region runs from base 1 to 969 and encodes 322 amino acids. NCBI's taxonomy places the organism in Eukaryota, Fungi, Basidiomycota, Agaricomycetes, Agaricales, Pleurotaceae. The record is from RefSeq and is a predicted model, not a curated record. The transcript has 4 exons.
AUGGGAGCCGCUCUCGUUCAUGACCAGUCCGACUCAACCACUUUGAUUAACGAAGAUUCCACUCGCAUUGAUGUCUACUUGCCCCAAACCCUGGACUCCUGGCCGUGGCCGCGUCGCGUCAACCCGCACUAUGCUAGCGUCAAGCAGCAAGCUUCGUUGUGGUGUGAAUCUUUCCAGCCUUUCAGUCCCAAAGCACAGAAUGCGUUCAACAAGUGCGACUUUGCCGGAUAUCGUGUCUGCUGCGACAUGAUGAAUCUUUUCUUCUGCAUUGACGAGAUAACGGAUUUAUCAACCGCAGACGUGGUAAGAUCGCAAGUCGACAUCGUCAUGGAUGCAAUUCGGCACCCACAUAGACCGAGACCUUCUGGCGAGUGGGUCAUCGGGGAAAUGGCACGCCAGUUUUGGGCGAACGCUGCACUCAUUGCUAGUCCAACAGCCCAAGCUCGUUUCAUUGACAGUUGUCAGACCUAUCUCGACGCACUAGUUCAACAAGCCGAAGACAGGGAGAAGGGACAUAUUAGACUUGUGGAAGACUAUUUCACAGUACGACGGGGCUCCAUAGGAGCUGCACCUUCAAUUACCAUCGGCGCAUUGUAUUUGAACAUACCGCAAGAAGCCUUCGACCACCCCGUUAUCUCGAAGCUGACGGAAAUAUGUGUUGACAUGAUCAUCAUAGGCAACGACAUUUGCUCCUACAAAGUAGAAUGGGAGCGUGGGGAUGAAGGCCAUAACCUUGUCACAGUGAUUAUGCAGCAAUUCCGGACGGAUGUCCAACACGCGAUGCAUCAUAUAGCGAAUUUGCACGACCGUCUAUUCAACCGAUUUCUCGAGCAUUGGCGCCGUAUUCCAUUAUUUGGCGGGCCAGUAGACUCAGAGAUACGAACAUACUGCAACAUGUUGGCAAAUUGGGUUCGCGCAAAUGACAGCUGGAGUUUCGAGGUGUGGUCCAUUCCCUCUCCAUUAACAUAG